AUCGGCUGUAAAAGCCACACAACUUCACACCUAGAUCACAGCUCGCUCGCUUGCUUGCUCUCACACAUAACUAUAAAUACCCCAUUCACUUGAACAGAUGCAUUCAGACCAUCACCAGGACACAAGAACAGUCGGGUGUCGCGCAACAGGGUAAAAGGCAACUUCAACUUUUAAAAGAGAGGAAUACAAGUCCAACUUCAGCGAACACCUGCAACUAACAAGGACUAUGAUUGCGCAACACAUGAUGGCCUUUGUCUGGGGAGUAUGUUUGAUGACUUUGGGAUGGAUGACAUAUGCCGAGGCCAGCGUCCCGGAGAACCUGGACAAGAACAUUGAUGAGCUGAAAGCGUACUAUAUAAAAGAUGACCGUGAGAUACACAACGCACACCCUGUCUUCCUGCGGGUGCUGAAAGAUUUAAAGGUGAAUCUUGAGGAAAGUGAACAGAAUCUACUGAUGAGCAUCAUUAUGGACACAUACAGUAGGAUAUUCACUCGCAUGCAGAACGAGAGCCUGGAUGAAGCAACAAAAGACAGAUUGGCACAUGUUCAAGAGCAUCUAAAAAAAAUGCAAGAAAACUACUUCCCAGGCAAGAGUGCAGAGCUCAAGACAUAUGCAGAAACCUUAUGGGCGAUUAAGGAAAAUGACCCAAUCAUCCAGCGCAAAGCCUUGUUUGAGCUCAAGCGUGUCUACAGAGAAGCAACACAGAUGAGAAACCUGAAGAAUAAAGACCGCAGGAGACGACAGGCCAAAAGCAUCAGGAGGCAGAAGUCUUAGUAGAUCUUGAUCAUCAUUUAAAGAAUGGUGGAAAAUCAGUGUUAUUUAUUCUAUUUAUAAAGCUUAUAUUGUGCACACAUUGUGCGCAAGAGAUAAUUGUUCAAACUGACAGUAUUUAUUUGUUCUUAUUUAUUUGAAAGAAUCACUGUAAACCACUUGCUAGUUACAUAGCAAAAGUUGUAAGGUGUAUGACUAAAUAAAAUAUUUUUAAA
Rhinichthys klamathensis goyatoka is the source of this 987-nucleotide messenger RNA. RefSeq names its product interferon gamma 1 (gene ifng1). Gene Ontology annotation, cellular component: extracellular region. The coding region runs from base 227 to 775 and encodes 182 amino acids. The record is from RefSeq and is a predicted model, not a curated record. The transcript is spliced from 4 exons. NCBI's taxonomy places the organism in Eukaryota, Metazoa, Chordata, Actinopteri, Cypriniformes, Leuciscidae. Gene Ontology annotation, biological process: immune response. Gene Ontology annotation, molecular function: type II interferon receptor binding.